AUGAGUGUGUCGAAAUCAAAGUCUCCUUUCGAAGACGAAAACAGUUUGGUUGUUUGCCCUCGAGUGGACAGGCCGCGCAUGACACGGUCGAUGGCACGACCGGCCACUGAUAACCCCGGCAGUCUCCUCUGCAAGAUGGCUCGUGUCUGGUUGCUGCUGGCAGCGCUCGUCGUCCUGCUCGAAGCACGGAAAGCGCGUUUCUCCGAGAAGAACAGGUACUCAUGUUUUUUUUCAAUAUAACUGAUUUCUCCUUUCUGCAGAUACAAUCUGAAAGGAUGCUACAAGAAGACUGGAAUUGUUCACGAGCACAAGUUUGUCGUCCUGAAAAGCUUCUCAGAAAAUUUUGCAGACAUACUGACCGCAUUUACGAAGACGAGGACUACGACUUCGGAGAUUUGCCACUCGCGUGGGACUGGAGGAACGCCGACGGCGUCAACUACGCCUCACCUGACAGGAACCAGCACAUUCCACAGUGUUAGUGCUCUGCGAGACUGUUGAAACUAGAAACAAUUUUCAGAUUGCGGCUCCUGCUGGGCUUUUGGUAGGUUCUGAUCUGAUAUUGAUAUUAUUUUUUUUACCAAAAUGACUCAAAAAUGAAAAACUAGCUGACUUCCUUAUUCCUAAAUAAAAAUGGGUAUUUUUUAAAAACAGUCUCGCCAGAAUGACGGCAAUCUCGGUGCUAUGACGAGAGCGAUUUUUGAAUUUUUGAAGAGUACUGUAUGCGCAUUGGUGUGCAUGCACUUUUUGUGUAUACACUCUCGUUGCGUGACGUCACCGCGUCCUACUUCUCCGGGUAUUUUAUUUCCGAGUUUUUUUCAAGUUUUGCAUUUUUCUCGAUAAUAUUUGCAAGAUAGAAAACAGUAUCGAGAAAAAAAUGCAAAAAUAUUAUUUAAAAAAACACGAAAGUGUAAACGCACAAAGUGCAUUCAUGCAAUGCGCAUAUUCCCCAUACAGUACUCUCCGAAAAUGGAAAACUCGCUCUUCUCGUAGCACCCAUUUCAUAUCUAAAAAUGAAGAUAUGACAUGAAAAUUUUUUCGAAUAAAUACUUAGGUAUUAAAAAGAGAAAAAAAUUAUACUACGUACAGGAGCGACCUCGGCUCUCGCCGAUCGCAUCAAUAUCAAGCGGAAGAACGCCUGGCCGACCGCCUACCUGUCUGUGCAGGUAAGCCGGAAGAGUGAGAAGACGUGCAGAAGUCGCUUCAGGAAGUGAUCGACUGCUCAGGAGCUGGCACCUGCGUUCAAGGCGGCGAGCCUGGCGGCGUCUACAAGUACGCGCAUAAGCACGGCAUCCCCCACGAAACCUGCAACAACUAUCAAGCUCGAGACGGAAGUUUGUUCUUUCCCAACCAAGAUUAUAUUUUCGUUUACUCAUGAAAAAAUCGAAAAAAAAAACCCCGCUCAUCGGAAACCAUCUCAGAGUGCGACCCAUACAACCGCUGUGGCUCAUGUUGGCCUGGAGAAUGCUUCUCCAUCAAAAACUAUACUCUCUACAGAGUCGGCGAAUACGGUAAUAAUUUUGACAGGAAAAAAAAAAGACUUUGGAGUAUUAGGUUCUGUCCGAGGGUACGACAAAAUGAAAGCCGAAAUCUACCACAAAGGACCCAUUGCCUGCGGCAUUGCCGCCACUAAGGCCUUCGAGUCUUAUGGAGGCGGGAUUUACAAGGUUUGAGUGAACCCAAAAUCGAGAUUUACAGUUCAUUAAACCUGAUGUGAGUAAAUAAGGGGGGUCAAAAAACAUCCCAAAUUACGAAGAUCAGUGAAAUGAUUUGAGGAGGUGACGGACGAGUCAAUCGAUCACAUCAUCUCGGUGCACGGCUGGGGAGUGGACCAUGACUCUGGAGUGGAGUACUGGAUCGGCCGCAACUCCUGGGGAGAGCCGUGGGGAGAGCAUGGCUGGUUCAAAGUCGUCACUUCUCAGUACAAGAACGCCGGCAGCAAGUACAACCUCAAGAUCGAGGAGGACUGCGUUUGGGCUGAUCCUAUCGUCUAA
Messenger RNA from Caenorhabditis auriculariae, 1991 nucleotides. The record is from the annotation of a GenBank genome assembly. Lineage: Eukaryota; Metazoa; Nematoda; Chromadorea; Rhabditida; Rhabditidae.